UAACCCGGAAGUUGUUACAAAAACAUUGAAGCGCGUACUAGUUGACCCGGAAGUAGCUGGAGCCACGCUGGUGAGGCUGAAUCGUUGCGGAUACGAAGAGAAGACGAGAAGGAGACGAUCUGAGGAGAAAGAGAGUUUAUUAAUAAUCAGCAAACAUGAGUCUGUUAACAAAGCCCAAGUCAGAGAUGACCCCCGAGGAGCUCCAGAAACGAGAGGAAGAGGAGUUCAACACCGGCCCUCUGUCGGUGCUCACCCAGUCCGUCAAGAACAACACUCAGGUCCUCAUUAACUGUCGCAACAACAAGAAGCUGCUCGGAAGAGUCAAGGCUUUUGACAGGCACUGCAACAUGGUGUUGGAGAACGUGAAGGAGAUGUGGACGGAAGUUCCCAAGAGCGGGAAGGGAAAGAAGAAGUCUAAGCCGGUGAAUAAGGACCGCUACAUUUCUAAAAUGUUCCUCAGAGGAGACUCGGUCAUCAUCGUGCUGAGAAAUCCUCUCAUCACCGGAAAAUGAACUCUUUAUAGGCGUCCAGCUGAAUCCCUCAGAGCCCUUUUUCUUUUUUUUUCAUUCUAUUGUUGAGUUGAUUUGAAGGCAGUGGACUGUCAUUAAUGGUUUGUUUUUUUGUUGUUGUGUCGUUGGAUCACUGCAGUCACUAUGAGAUAAGAACCAUAGUGUCAGAAUGAUGUCUGUACUUUUUGGAGAGCCAUUUAGUCACAAGAAUACCUGGUUUUGCGUUGACAACAUAAGUCCUCUGUAUUUUUCAUUUUAAUAAAAAAAGUGAUGAAUAGA
Sebastes umbrosus (honeycomb rockfish) is the source of this 788-nucleotide messenger RNA. It is a transcript of the gene snrpd2, whose product is annotated as small nuclear ribonucleoprotein D2 polypeptide. Gene Ontology annotation, molecular function: RNA binding. The transcript is spliced from 3 exons. Gene Ontology annotation, cellular component: U4/U6 x U5 tri-snRNP complex; catalytic step 2 spliceosome; precatalytic spliceosome. The coding region runs from base 156 to 512 and encodes 118 amino acids. Gene Ontology annotation, biological process: RNA splicing; spliceosomal snRNP assembly. The record is from RefSeq and is a predicted model, not a curated record. Lineage: Eukaryota; Metazoa; Chordata; Actinopteri; Perciformes; Sebastidae.